UGUUUUGAUGUUUUGUUUGUUGACAUACAACACAAACGUUCGAUUAAGUUCGGUUCAGUCGCACAUGAUUUGGAAUUUUUUAUUCAAUUUUAAUCUCGUUGAAAUUGUGUAAAAAUAAAUAAUGACUCCAGCGGUAAACGAGCGGGUCUCACCGGCCAACGUGGAAACCUUCAUCAACGACUGCCUCCGGGAAGACCUGCGAACCUACGAGCAGCAGCUGUGCCGCGUCAACGCCGAAAUCAUGGAAUACGUCCAGCUCAAGAACAUGGUCGAAAACAUCCAAGACAACGCCGUGGAUGGCUUCAAGACGCAGGUCAACAUCGGUGGAAAUUUUUUCAUGAAGGCCAAAGCGGACCACGUCGACCGGAUCCUGGUGGACAUCGGUUUGAAGCAUUUUCUAGAGUUUACCCUGGAGGAGGCGCUCAAAUUUGUGGACAUGAAGGUAAAAGUACUGACCAAGCAGGCAGACGUGAUCCGGGACAAGAGCGUUGAGACGAGAGCCAACAUCAAGCUGGCUUUGCUGGUGAUCGGGGACCAGACAAGUCUGCACGCGGGGACGGAACGGUGAGGGGGGAAUGUGUUCGGGUUUUAAAUCUAAGCACAACUGCCAAUGUGAUAAACACAAUAUUAU
Molecule: messenger RNA, 631 nt
Organism: Culex quinquefasciatus (southern house mosquito)
Lineage: Eukaryota; Metazoa; Arthropoda; Insecta; Diptera; Culicidae
Gene: Uxt
Product: protein UXT
Exons: 1
Coding region: 122-568 (148 amino acids)
Biological process (GO): negative regulation of transcription by RNA polymerase II
Molecular function (GO): transcription corepressor activity
Source: RefSeq, a predicted model, not a curated record